GGGGCGGGGCGAGCAGCAAGCGAAGUAGCAGAAGAUCUGAGGAAAAGGCUGGUUUUGGUGGUUUUUUAUGUUGUGAAGCGCAACUUAUGGCUUGAAUAUUUCCACAACAAUGCAAUGAAAGGACAGUUCUUCAGUUAGUAUAGCACAAUGAUUUCGCCAGAUGUCAUCUAAACUAAGAGCUCAGUUGGCACCCCUGUCACAAACAGAGAUUCUAACCUACUGGCUGCUAUCAUUUGGCUCUCACCUGUACUCUUUCUAUCAACUGUACAAAUUCUCCAAAGAGUAUGAAGGGAGAUUAGAGAGAGAAUUUCAGCUGGAGGAAGGCCUAAUUAGUAAUUUAAAAAGGGACCCCUCAGACUUUGAAUGGGCUUUCUGGAUGGAAUGGGGUAAGAAAUCUUUACUGUGGACACUGAUUGGACAUGGGGUGAUAUCGAAGUUGACCAGCAUCUUUUACCCCAAGUUUAGGGUACCAGUCCUCACAGUAUAUGGCCUUGUAUCAGCCGGCAGCGUUUUAGGAGUAAAAGGCAUGACUGUGCUGCUGGUACAUCUCGGCUUGUCGUUCUCCGUGGCCCAGGUGAGGACCCCUGUCCUGUCAUGGGCCUGCAGCCUGCUGCUGCUCUGUACUCUUCACAUUCAGCCCUUACAAGAGAUCCAGAAGAAGUGGUAUGAGAGUGAGGAGGAGUACUAUCUGCUGCUGUUCAGCAUCGCUGUCUGUGGUCUACGCUUCAUCAGCUUCAGUCUGGAACAUUGCUCGUGUCCCCAGGAACCAGGUGGAGUUUUGCAGCUCUGCUGGUUGCUUUCAUACACUUUCUACCAUCCCUUUUUCUACAAUGGACCCAUUAUCACUUACAAAAACUACAUUCAGCAGAUGCAGAGAUCAGCUGAAAAUAAUGCCAGGAACAAAGCUUCUCUCAUUUACUUGGUACUCAGAGCUGGGAGAAUCUUUCUUUGGUGGCUCACUGCAGAAUACAUGAUCCAUGUAAUGUACAUGCAUUCCAUCCAGACUAAUGAAACCUACUUGGAAAUUCUUCCUCCAUGGGCUUUGGGGGGUCUGGCCCUGGCACUGGUGCAGUUCUUCUAUGUGAAGUAUCUGGUACUGUUUGGAUUUCCUUCUUUGUUGGCUACACUGGACAACCUCAUUCCCCCGAAACUUCCCCGGUGUGUGAGCAUCAUGUAUAGUUUCACCGAGAUGUGGAGACAUUUUGAUGAAGGGUUGUAUCGAUGGCUCAUCAGGUACAUUUACGUGCCACUGGGAGGUUCACGGCAUGGCCUUCUUUGCAAAAUGUUAUCCACUGGCCUGGCCUUUGGAUUCGUCUGCCUCUGGCACGGCGGCCAUGACUAUUUGCAGUACUGGGCCCUGAUGAAUUGGGCUGGAGUUCUGGUGGAAAAUGGAUUGAAGACUCUGUUUGCCUCGUCUUAUAUUCAUUCCAUUGUCGAGCGGAAUCUCUCUCCAGCAAUGAAAAGGCGAUGUGUUGCCCUUCUCUCUGCCUUCUCCACUGCCGUGCUCAUCCUCUCUAAUCUGGUGUUCCUUGGGGGCAUACAUGUUGGCAGAAUCUUCUGGAAGCGCAUUUUUGUUCAAGGUUGGUCCACUUUGGCGCCACCCAUGUUGAUGUUCCUUUACUGCUUUGCUCAGAUUGGACUUGAGUGGACAUCUCGGCCAGCGUGAGUCACCUUGACUUUGCAUCGGUGUGAGACUCCCUGCUUCCAUAGAACCAGACCAGCCUGCUGAGUCCAGAGUCUUGUCUGUGGGAGGCGGAGUCUCUGUGGCGAACCUGGCUCAUGUCCAGGCAGCCCGUCCAAAUCUGGCUCGAGUGCAGCUGAGCAACCACUUUUCAGUAUCUCACCACCUGCAGAACUGGAGGAAAGCUGGGAGUGAAAACAGAGGAUGAAAUAUUUUCUUCACUGGAACAAAAGUAUGUGCAUGUGUAAUGAAAUUUUAGCAUCGUCUCGAAGUGAAAUCUAAACUUCACUGCAGAAAAAUAUUACAGAUCGUGAGUUUGUCAUCAUUAUAUACUAACAUGAAAAAAUAGUUAUAAGUCUGGAAUUACAGCAGUCAGAAUCUGAUGAUGGAUGCAAAAGAUUGAAGGCGGGAAAAACAGCAGGAACCUAAUCGGUGUCAUUAUAGCUCCAGUUCCUGGGGGGGGGGGGGAAGUAAUAUGACAGUAAUGAGCAAUAUUUUUUUAUAUGUGUCACAAAACACAAACAAAAAGGAAACAAUUUGUAAUUGAACACAGUUACAAUAGCAGGUGAUUUGGAAUGGUAAAUUUUUAGGGCGAGAUGUGAAAAGCAUAAACUGCGAAUAGAUCAAAAAGAUGAAAACAUUUACUGCAUCACAGGUGUCAUAAAAGCCUGAAUUACACUUAGUCACCAGAGAAAUGAAAAUUGCAGAGGUUUCAUGCUACAGUACAUAUAUAACUGCAAAGCCACAAACAUGUUGAGAGAGACAAAGCGAGAAGGAAGAAGUGUCUGCUACAUUCAUACAGAAUCCUUUCAGCAGGGUCAUGUGGACUUAUUUCAGUUUUAGAAUGGGAAUAGCUUUAAAAAAAAAAAGCAUUUUCUUCAGUAAGUAUUU
Messenger RNA from Thalassophryne amazonica, 2572 nucleotides. RefSeq names its product hedgehog acyltransferase (gene hhat). The record is from RefSeq and is a predicted model, not a curated record. Lineage: Eukaryota; Metazoa; Chordata; Actinopteri; Batrachoidiformes; Batrachoididae. Gene Ontology annotation, biological process: protein palmitoylation. The transcript has 12 exons. Gene Ontology annotation, cellular component: endoplasmic reticulum. Bases 161 to 1666 code for a protein of 501 amino acids. Gene Ontology annotation, molecular function: palmitoyltransferase activity.